Molecule: messenger RNA, 2450 nt
Organism: Stegastes partitus (bicolor damselfish)
Lineage: Eukaryota; Metazoa; Chordata; Actinopteri; Pomacentridae
Gene: xrcc3
Product: X-ray repair complementing defective repair in Chinese hamster cells 3
Exons: 7
Coding region: 63-1094 (343 amino acids)
Biological process (GO): double-strand break repair via synthesis-dependent strand annealing; resolution of mitotic recombination intermediates; t-circle formation
Cellular component (GO): Rad51C-XRCC3 complex; replication fork
Molecular function (GO): ATP binding; ATP-dependent DNA damage sensor activity; four-way junction DNA binding
Source: RefSeq, a predicted model, not a curated record
GCCGAGUGUGUGGUUUUAUUGUGAUCUCCUGCAGCAGCAGGUAUUAUGUCCUCAGCGGGGAGAUGAACUGGGAUCAACUGGAGCUCAGUCCGAGGAUCACAGCCGCCGUGAGGAGAGCUAAACUGAAGUCUGUCAGGGAGGUGUUGUGUUUUUCCAGUCUGGACCUGCAGAGACUCACUGGUCUGUCCCUCUCAGAUGUCCAGCAGCUGUUAACCGUCACUGCCAGCGCCUGCAGGAGACGCCCUCCAGUUACAGCCCUCCAGCUGCAGCGGGGGGAGUGUCCUGGGAUCGAGUCCGGCCUCAGACUCAGUGUGGGCUGUCCUGUGCUGGACCAGCUGCUGAGGGGAGGUCUACCUGUAGGGGGCGUCACAGAGCUGUCAGGAGAAAGUGGAGCAGGGAAGACUCAGCUGGCCCUGCAGCUCUGUCUAUCUGUACAGUACCCACCACAGCAUGGAGGACUGAGCUCAGGAGCACUGUAUAUCUGCACUGAGGACUCGUUUCCCAUCAAGCGUCUGCAGCAGCUGAUCAGAGAACAGUCCAGUCUGCGCUCGGACGUCCCUCCAUCUCUGAUCAGCAGCCUCCAUUUCAGCGACCACAUUUACAUCGAACACACUGCCGACCUUGACUCCCUCCAGGUGUGUCUGUCCCGCCGCGCCCCUCUCCUGCUGGCUCAGGGUCUGGUCCGGCUCCUGGUGGUGGACUCGGUGGCGGCUCUGUUUAGGUCUGAGUUUCAGGCUGAUGAUUGGCUAGAGAGGAAUAGACAGAUGCUAACCUUCUCCUCCGCACUGCACCACCUGAGCCAGGAGUUCACUACGCCUGUCCUCUGCAUCAACCAGGUCACAGAUGUUUUCAACCAGUCGAACAACAUUUCGGGCCCUUCGUCCUCCAGCGUGUCCCCUGCUCUGGGUUUGGCCUGGGCCAAUCAGGUGAUGGUUCGGCUGAUGAUGCGGCGUCUCCAGGAGACGGUGGUCACUGGUGACCAGAGCAGCAUCCUUCGCAGGUUAGAAGUGGUGUUUGCUCCUCACCUGCCCAGAGAUGGACGAGAUGCUGCUGUCUGGAGGGAGGGCAUCAGAGGAGUCGGGAAGUCUGACUGACUGUAAAUACAGAAUAAACUUUAUUUAGAUAAUGUCGGCACAACAGUGCGUUCAAAUUAUUAUGUUUUUUAUGCUAUACAGCCAAUUAUAUAUGGAAAUUUUAAUAUGCUUUCUCAUUCACAAAGCGCCUCUCAGGGUUAAAUUGGAAGUUUUCCAGUAGAACUUUGGACUUGGCUUUUUUUGUUUUAUGCACUUUUUACCAAGUGACUGUAUGUCCAGAAAUAUUUGGACAGCAGUAAUAUUUACUUCACUUUGUCCGCUGAUGAGGUGUUUAUACUCAGAAUGCAGUGUAAUAACUCUAUUUCAACUUCCCACAUAGUGAAACAGCAGCUCAGCUCAUGUUGGGUUUUUCCUGAGCUGCAAACCACACCUCACUGACUCCGUCAGCUGUUCAAACUAUUAUUGAUUAUUGUCAAAUUAUUUUGGUUUGUCAUGAUUAAAAAUACCGUAAUUUUUGAAAUCAGAUUAAAUGGGUUUUUUUUUGCGAUUAAUUUUCUCUUAAUGUAGAAACAGUAUGUUGAUCUGUACUGUCUGUACCCCAGCCACAUCUUCAUAUAUAACACAACAGACAACUCCAUGAUGUUUCUGACAGUGCGCAUGCGCGGUUCCACUGUUGUAAAGCGGGACAACAUCGGACUGCAUCAAAUGUUUUUGUUUCAAUCAAAAUAAAAGCGUGAAACUAAUCCUGCCUGCAGACAAACAUCAGGAAUGUGGUUACUGCUUACAUUUAAUGUUUAAAAUAAUUUAUUUCUCUACCUGUUGGUUCAGUAAACUUAACAUAUUGAUAAGCUGGAGGAGUUUUAUUAAAAGCUGAAUUGUGGUUUAACUCUAUUUCUGUUUACAUCUGACUUAGAAAACUUUUACAACACAGAUCUGCUUCUUUCUGUUUUCUGUAGAGUUGAUACAGUCUGUGAUAUCUGUCUCAUUGCUGUGUUGUUAUUCACAGUGUGCUGCUGUUUAUUUCCACUCUCUUCUGUAUUGCCGUCCUUCAGUGGUUUAUUCUGGGACUCAUCAAGUCAUUGUUCAAUCGAUCGUCUGACUUAAUCAGGCAGCCUGACAGUCUAAAUAUCUGACAGAUCUAUAAUGAAAGCUGUUGUCUUUGUAUUUCUUUCUCCUGUAUUUGACUACUUGUCUAUGUUUUCAGUGUGGCGAUGUAGUUUGAGAGGAACUGAUUUAUACUGAAACUCUUCUGAUACUUGUUUGCAUGAGACAUCACUUAAAAACAUGUGUCUUUAACAUAAACAGAGAUCACAGAUUGCCCUAAUUGGUUCCCUUGUAAUAAUUAAAACUAUUGGAGGCUGCAUAUAAACUGAUACACGUGCCUGAUAAUAUUUAAUUAAAUCAAUACUACAUAUA